This is a messenger RNA of Osmerus eperlanus (European smelt), 2708 nucleotides long. It is a transcript of the gene ogal, whose product is annotated as O-GlcNAcase like. The record is from RefSeq and is a predicted model, not a curated record. Bases 416 to 2536 code for a protein of 706 amino acids. Gene Ontology annotation, biological process: glycoprotein metabolic process. Gene Ontology annotation, molecular function: beta-N-acetylglucosaminidase activity. The transcript is spliced from 17 exons. NCBI's taxonomy places the organism in Eukaryota, Metazoa, Chordata, Actinopteri, Osmeriformes, Osmeridae.
UCCCUCAGGAAGGCACGCACGAUUGUCUUUUAGACAUUGAUUUUGAUGUUAAUUGAACAGUCCGAACUAUUUACUGUCUUUAUCUUCUUUACUGUCGUAAUAUGCAACAGAGUUUUAUUGUGCUGGGUUCUGAGGGGAGUGGAUGUGCAAUUCGCUAUCAAUAAAACAAAGUUGUGCGAAAGUUAUUGCCGAUACGCACGCACAAAUCACCCACACGAUUGGCUUGUUUAUAUGGAACCCAAAGUGUACCUGUAAAAGACAAAGAUAACAUCACUUAUUCUCCGAGCUAACCAGGGGAAAGCGUAUUAUGCAUGUCUGACAGAUCAUCGGAUACCACGCAUCGCGCACCAUUAUCAUCAAUAUUAGCAAACCGAAGACGGACAACCUUAUAUCGGCGUGACCUCUUGAGAAAACCAUGCCGAAGCCAAUCGCCUCGCAGGGGGGAUCGGAAGCGGAGAAGAGGCGCUUCAUCAGCGGGGUGGUGGAGGGGUUUUACGGGCGCCCGUGGACUAUGGAACAGAGGACUGAUCUAUUCAGAAGGGAGCAGAAGUGGGGGUUAAACACCUACCUCUAUGCCCCUAAAGAUGACUACAAACACAGGAUGUACUGGAGAGACCUGUACACCCCACAGGAAGCUGAGCAACUCAAAGCCCUGAUAUCUGCUGCAAAGCAGCACGAUGUGGAGUUCAUCUACGCCAUCUCCCCCGGUCUGGACAUCACCUUCUCCAGCUCCAGAGAGGUGGCCACCCUCAAGAGGAAACUGGACCAGGUGCUGGGUUUUGGCUGCAGCUCCUUCUCUCUGCUGUUUGACGACAUCGAGACGGAGAUGUGUCCUGCAGACAGGAAGACCUUCAGCUCCUUCGCUCACGCCCAGGUCUCCGUCACCAACGAGGUCUACCUGCAUCUGGGGGAACCGGACACCUUCCUGUUCUGUCCCACAGAUUACUGCGCUGCGUUCUGCACUCCUAACGUGUCCCAGUCCUCCUACCUCCAGACCGUGGGAGAGAAGCUGCUGCCAGGUGUGGACGUGCUCUGGACCGGACCCAAGGUGGUGUCCCACAUCAUCUCCGUGGCGUCCAUAGAGGAGGUGUCCUGGGUGCUGCGGAGACCACCGGUCAUCUGGGACAACAUCCACGCCAACGACUACGACCCCCAGAGACUCUUCCUGGGGCCGUACAAGGACCGGCCCGUGGAGCUGAUCCCCAAACUGAGGGGAGUUCUGACCAACCCCAACUGUGAAUUCUACCCCAACUUCGUAGCCGUCCACACCCUGGCCACCUGGUGCCGGUCCGGGGCGGGCGGGGCAGGAGGGGCGGGCGGAGCGAGGGAUGUGGACAUGAGUGAGGAGGGCCCAGGGCAGGAAUCCUCUUUCUGCCCCCAGAGAGCUCUAACUCUGGCCCUGACUGACUGGCUGCAGGAGUUCCUCACCAACGACCAGGCUGGAGGCCUCCGCCCUCCCUCCCGCACCCUGAAGAAGGACUCCUCCGACGAUGAGCCCAUGCAGACGGAGGCGGGAGACCCCGUGCAUGUGCCGGGCCCGGGGGAGAACCCGCUGUACACGGCAGAACCGCUCACCCUGGAGGACCUGGUUCUGCUGGCGGAACUGUUCUACCUGCCCUACGAGCACGGGCCGCGGGCCAGAACCAUGCUGGAGGAACUGGACUGGCUGAAGAACCACAGCCAGCCAGCAGGACUGGGGGAGGACAAGCAGACCGCAGAGUGGAACUCGAGGGCCGAUCGUUUCGACAACAUGUGCGGCGCCGUAGUCCAGAUGUUUAACCGCCUGUCCAACGCGCCCAACAGGAGCAUCCUGUACGACCUGUACAACUACAUCUGCGACAUCAAGAGCGGCGUGGGCCUGGCGCGCGCAUACGUCAAGACCCUGGGGGGGCGUGGUCGCCCCUCGGCCCAGCUGAUGAACAACGACCCAGAGCCCUGGGGGUUUAGAGGAGGGCUGUCUGGGGAGUUCCAGAGAAUGCUGCCCUGCCAUGGCAACAGGGACCUGUUCCGUCAACCGCCCAUGACAACGGUGUACUCCAUCCGCCCCUACUGCCCCCAGGACCAGGCGGAGGUGCAGAAGGUCUGCAGAGAGAUGCAGAGAGACGGAGAAGGCAAGAUCCCUCCAUCGGCACAGCCUGAGCUGCUCAGUGAUGGGUUGUCAGCGGGCCGGCUGCCCCCCUCCCCCCAGUGUGGGUACAUCCUGGAGGAUGAGGGGGGGGUGUGUGGCUAUGUCCUGGGCCUCACGGAUGCCAAGGCAGCUGGCACACAGAGGGCGCUGUCUGAGUCUGUGCAGGGAGACUUCCCCUCUCUGGUGACCAUGCAGCUCCGCCCCCGCGUGUCUGACCCCGCUCCCGCGCACCGCAUGAUCAGCAGCCUGCUGGCGUCCCUGAAGACCAGCGGGUCCAGAGGGGUGUUCUGUGAGGUUCGCCACGACGACCGAAGGAUGCUGGACUUCUUCGCCAAGACCGGCUCCUUCGCACCUCUCAAAACGGCCGCCCUGCCUCCGGGCGUCGUUGCCAUGGGAACGAAACUGUGAUUGGACUCGGCCGGCGUGCGAGGUCGAGGAGGAACGCUACAGCCCGAUGUUGUUGUUGUUGUUUAUCUCAUGGGUGUCUUCAGUCCGUAACCACGGUUGCAGUCGGUGUCUGUGGAGCGCUGCUGAGGUUUGUGCUGAUGACGUCAGUGUCAAUAAAGUUUUUCUAAAUGCC